Messenger RNA from Auxenochlorella protothecoides, 1278 nucleotides. Its product is annotated as Protein ABSCISIC ACID-INSENSITIVE 5. The coding region runs from base 1 to 1278 and encodes 425 amino acids. The transcript is spliced from 9 exons. Gene Ontology annotation, molecular function: DNA-binding transcription factor activity. The record is from RefSeq and is a predicted model, not a curated record. Lineage: Eukaryota; Viridiplantae; Chlorophyta; Trebouxiophyceae; Chlorellales; Chlorellaceae. Gene Ontology annotation, biological process: regulation of DNA-templated transcription.
AUGCAGGGUCCCCAUGCACGCCGCAAGGGCAGGAAGAAGGUACCCCCCGUCGACCUGGCUCGUGUUGAGGAUCCGGAGGAGCGGAAGCGGCAACGCCGUCUCAUGAAGAACCGCGAGACGGCUGCAGCCUCCAGGGCGAGGAGGCAGGAGCGGGAGUUGCUGCUGGAGGACCGCAUUCGUGCCCUGGAGCAGGAGAACGCUUGCCUGAAGGCCAAGCUCUCGUCCCUUGGCAUUCCCCUGGACGAGCCGUCGCUCGCAGACCCUGACUUCAUGACCCCGCCCCAGCACCCACACCGCGUCCCCCCUCGCACAGCCUCUGGCAGCCACGCCCCGCCUGCACCUGAAAGUGGCCAGGGAGAGGUCAAGGCGGAGGCCGCCGGCGGCUCGGCGCCACGCACCAAAGUCGCCACGCCGCUCGCGCGGCGCGCGGCCCUGCCCCUGGAGCUCAGCACGCCCUUUGGUCAAGCCAUCCCGGGCGUCGGUACGCGGGGUGGAGUGGAGGUGGCCGGAUCGGGUGAAGAGAGGUCGGCCGAUGGCCUCCCGGGACUCGUCCCAAGCCCGCCCGACAACUUUGACCCGCUUGGCGCAAGGUAUGCGUCGCGGGAGGCGAUGCUCGCCUCCUUCUUCUCCCCGCUGCGAGAGGAGUCUGCGCGGCUGGCCGCCAGCCCUGCCUCGCUGGGCACAACACCGGACCGGCCCCGGCAGACGGAGCGGCAGCUGCACGACAUUCUGGAGGCGGCCGUACACCAGAACGGGGCCUCCCAGACCGCCGCCUCCCUCACUGCCCUCCUUCACCAGAUGGUGGGAGGCCCGGCGAGGGACGGCAUGCUGGGCAAGCUGCAGCCCCUGGCCGCCCCCGCGAGCCUCCCCCCCCCACGACUCGGGUGCGGACCCGGGCUGGCAUCGGCUGCCCGCAGCCUGGACAUGGACCUGGGGCUGCCGGGGGGGCAGCGGGCUGGCCAUCGAGGCCCUGUCUCCGAGCCCCAGCGGCUGCGAGUGGACGACUCCGACCCGGGGCUGGAUGCGUUGGCGGCCGGGAGAGACGGCCCGCAGGCCGAGCUGCCGCCGCUUGGACCAGCGCGGAGGCAGAGUCUGCCGCUGGGGGGAACACACCCGCUGCCCCCGCCCCUCCUCAGCGCUCCAGAUGCCCGGCCGCAGAUGGGGAGGUGGAACCUGCGCCUCCCCCAGUGGCAACAAGCGCCUGAGUCGCUGGCCCAGGAGCAGGAGAAGUCGGGGCAGCAGAAUCCCUGGUCGCCCGCAGGCCUGCUCAUGAUGUGA